GUGGCGGUGUCGCGGAUGCCACUCGUAUGAAGCCGAGUUGGCUCUUUACCACACUCGCGUGAAUUUCUAGGGUCAUUUUCCGAUACACUACACGAUGUUCAAGCGGGUCGAGAGGAGACGUAAAAGACGCGACGACGAGGAAAAACUAGGGCUGGACGAAGAAACGAGGGAACUACUAGGCUUCAACGAGACAGACUCUGACGAAUCGGAAACGGAAACGGAGUCGGGGGAGGAUAACCAGGCAGGCGAAGAUUUGGUGUCAGUGCUAAAUGGAGAGCAUGACAGCGAAGGGGACGUCGACGAAGACGAAGACGAGGAGGAAUCACCAAUAUCUAUCGAAGAAGCACUCAAAGAUCCUGUCUAUUUGAUAUCCAUAGACCCCACAGUUUACGGGUGCGUUCUGUGCAGGGGAAAAAUCAUCAAGAAUGCGGACAUGGCCGCCGUCCAUAAGGGCUCUACUGCUCACAAACGACACUACGACCGUUUCAAGGCACUUGCAUCGACGGCAAAUUCAACCGACAACGCAUGGGACAUUGUCAGGGUGCUUUGGGCCCAGGGGAGUGAACAGGAGCUCCCACCAAAUCAGUUGUCGAAAAGGGCUCUGAAACGCGUAAGGCACAUAAUGUCGCCAGUCAUUAUUUGACCACCUUGGACCUUGGAUAGCAAGCGAAGCAAGUAGCCCUUAAGGAGAAGAGGAAGCGACAUAAGGAACUUAAAACCAAGGCGAUAACGAGAAAAGCAAAGACGAAAGCUCCGAAGGAUGGUGCAGCCAACACCGAUAGUGCCACUACACCGGGCAAAGUUUCCGAGCGGGUGCAGCAAAGUACAUCUAGGCGACCUGCGAAACGUCAAAAACUUGAACAAACCCAACCUGUACUUUCCAAACCCCAGACAAUUGACAAGGAGAAAGCACCGCGUGUCCAGGAAAACACCCACAAAAAAUCGAAAAAGAGCACCAGAAAGAUAACGACAACUGACAGCUAAUCAGGUGCUAGGGGUAA
Messenger RNA from Pisolithus orientalis, 1001 nucleotides. RefSeq lists its product as uncharacterized. The transcript is spliced from 2 exons. The coding region runs from base 95 to 643 and encodes 182 amino acids. The record is from RefSeq and is a predicted model, not a curated record. Lineage: Eukaryota; Fungi; Basidiomycota; Agaricomycetes; Boletales; Pisolithaceae.